AUGGCGAGUGAAUUACCGGGUUCGUCUAAAGCCCUCAUCAUAGGCUUGUCAGGUCCAUCAUCCAGUGGGAAAACCACUCUGGCCAGACUCCUGCAACGCAUUUUCUGCAGGGUUCCUCUCUCCUCACAAAACCAAAUGAACACAUUUAUAAUCCACGAAGAUGACUUCUAUCACCCAGACGAUAAAAUCCCAUACACAACAACGCGCUCAGGUAAGAGAGUCCAAGACUGGGAUACAGCUGCCGCAAUCGACACAAAGUUCCUAGCCCAAGCGCUAUCCUAUGUCCGCGAGAAUGGGCGUCUUCCACCCCGACUCGCAAGCAAAGAGGAUCAAAACAAAGAAUCAGACUCCGGGGUUCCGGACAGCCUAGUACAAGAGCUACGAGAGGCUGUCAAACAGAAACUAAAUGGCGCUGAGGGGCUUACACACAAUACUAUCGCAUUUAUGGAGGGGUUUCUACUCUAUGGGCCGCCGGAAAUAUCCACUUCCGCAAAUAGUAAUCCUCUUCGUCCGGUGCAGGAUCAGAUUCAUCUUUCGCUUUUCCUGCCAGCGUCUUAUAGUUCUGUCAAAACAAGGAGGGAAGGGCGGAGUGGAUAUGUGACUAUUGGGCCUGCGCCAGAUGCUUCAGACUUCACUGCUGAAACGGCAAAAGAACACCAGGAUAAUGGGCCGGUCGAUCUAGAGCAGGAGGAUGAUCGGCCUCCUCAGAAUGUCUGGACUGAUCCUCCUGGAUAUGUGGAUGACAUUGUUUGGCCGCGAUAUGUAGAGGAUCAUGCAUGGUUGUUGGUUGCGGAUGAGAGUGUUGAAGGGGAUUUGGUUGCCAAGGUCGGUGAUGGGACGAAUGUGCGCACUGAUGUUGGCGUCCAGGUUUGUCCAGGACAGGGCGCGUUAGGGAUGGAGGAUGUGGUGAAAUGGGCCGUGGAUGAAAUAGUAAGGUUUUACUUGGAUACUUGCAUGUAG
This is a messenger RNA of Penicillium taxi, 960 nucleotides long. Its product is annotated as ribosylnicotinamide kinase. The record is from RefSeq and is a predicted model, not a curated record. The transcript has 2 exons. Lineage: Eukaryota; Fungi; Ascomycota; Eurotiomycetes; Eurotiales; Aspergillaceae. Gene Ontology annotation, cellular component: cytoplasm. Gene Ontology annotation, molecular function: kinase activity; ATP binding. The coding region runs from base 1 to 960 and encodes 319 amino acids.